UUUUUUAUUUUUUUAUUUUUUUAAAAAAAAUUAUGUAAAUUUUUAGUUAUGACUGAAGAAGAGAUUGAGCAAAUUUUAGCAUCAGAGGACUUGACGCCUGAAUUACAAAACUUGAUUAAUGAAUAUAAAGAAUUAAAAGAACAGUCAAUAAAUGGGACUAAUGAACUAUAUGCCAUUGGUGAUCAUUGCGCAAUUCCAUUUUCAUAUAAUGAUUUACUGUUCUUGUUACCCGCCAUCAUUCUAAGUUACGAUAGUGCAAAAACAUUAGCUCAAGUAUUAAUAUUGACACCUGUAACGUCAGAAACAAUUCCUUGUACUGAUUAUUUUGGAUCCCAGGAACAUUGCACAACUGACGUUUGUCAGGUUAAUCGAUCUCAUGGUUAUACAAUUGCUACAGAAUACAUCACUUCUUUUGAGGCACUUGAAGCAGAUACCUUUCACUAUGAACAACGUGUUUGGUGUCAAGAAGAUGAGCUUUGGAAGCUUGGUGAGGUGAUUGAUGAAGUGGAUGAUGAAGAAUUAAAGCACUGGCGUGUUAGACUAUUAGAGAAACGACAACAACAGACAGUAGUCGAUGUGGAUAGAGAGCAUAUCAUACCUUUUAAGAGCUUAUUAGAUGAGGAUGACCAAACUGAAGCAAUAGAAGAAGAUUGUAUACCAGAAGUCAUUUCGAAACCUGUAAGUGAGGCAUUUGGCUGUUGGCAAGCACAUACCACUGGAUUUGCUGCUAAAAUGAUGCAAAAAAUGGGUUAUGUUCAUGGUCAAGGUUUAGGUAUUCAAGGACAAGGACGAGUAGAGCCUGUAGAAGCUAAUAAAGUCUAUUCAAGUCGUUCACAGUAUCAUGAGAAUAGGCCAGGAUUAGGAUUGGUGUCCAAAAAAGGAAUUCAAAAAAGGAAAAAGAAAGAAAAAGUAAAAGAAGGUGCAGAAGAAAUAGAUAUGUUUAGUAUGAUGAAUACUUUAUUAGGAAAGCAGAGUCAAGAAGAUAAUAUAAAACAAAAAUCGACUAUAAUCAAAUCAUUGAACGAAAAACAAGCCAACCAAACAAUAGCUAAGCUCCAAAGUAAAUUAGACAAAGCAGAAUUGAAUUAUAUACAUGCAAAAGAAGCUCUUCGUCGAAAUAAAGGGAGCCCAAUGGAAAGUCAAUUUAAAACAAAGUUAAAAAAUGCUAAUCAUACAUUUGAAACGCUAAAAAACGAAAUGUCAGAGCUUCAAAGACAUGUUAAACGUACAAAAGAGCAGAAAGAAAUGUAUACAUUCUGAUAUAUGCAAUUUAAAGUUUUAUUGAUUACAUAGGAUAUAUAUGAAUAUAUGCAUAUAUGUAUAUAAUAUAUAUAAUAUAUAUAAUAUAAAUACGUAUAUAUGUAUAUAUGUAUGUAUGUAUGUAUAAAUGUGAUAAAUAUAUUUAUAUACAUAUGUAUAUAUAUAUAUAUAUAUAUAUAU
Molecule: messenger RNA, 1440 nt
Organism: Cokeromyces recurvatus
Lineage: Eukaryota; Fungi; Mucoromycota; Mucoromycetes; Mucorales; Mucoraceae
Exons: 2
Coding region: 49-1260 (403 amino acids)
Biological process (GO): negative regulation of DNA-templated transcription; regulation of transcription by RNA polymerase II
Cellular component (GO): nucleus
Molecular function (GO): RNA polymerase II cis-regulatory region sequence-specific DNA binding; DNA-binding transcription factor activity, RNA polymerase II-specific
Source: RefSeq, a predicted model, not a curated record